UAGAAACGUAGCGCAUGAAGUAAACGCUGUAACUAGAUUCUGUGAUGGGAUGUUUACUGAGUAUUGAUGAAAAGGAAGCUAUUCAAAGAUCUAAACAGAUAGACGCUUCACUUAAAAGCGAUGGAGAAAAAAUGUCAAAAGUAGCCAAACUGCUGUUGUUAGGUGCUGGCGAGUCUGGAAAAAGCACAAUACUAAAACAGCUGAAGAUUAUUCAUCAGUCUAGCUACACGAGAGAAGAAUGUUUACUCUAUAAACCUGUUGUUUAUAGUAACACCGUACAGAGUAUGAUAGCGAUUAUACGAGCUAUGGGCCACUUGUACAUUAAAUUCGAGGAUGAGAGCAGAAUAAACGACGCCCGAACUUUAUUUUCAUGUGCUAAUGAGGCUGCAGACGGCUAUUUAUCCACCGAAUUAUACCAUGCUCUUUAUCAGCUCUGGAAUGAUGAUGGCGUUCAACAGUGUUUUAGACGUUCAAGAGAAUAUCAACUUAAUGAUUCAGCCUCUUACUUUUUUAAUUCUCUGGAUAGACUGGCUCGACAUGACUACAUUCCGACUGAUCAAGAUGUAUUGAGAACACGCGUGAAGACUACGGGUAUACAGGAAACUCAGUUUUCGUACAAAAACAUUGAAUUCCGGUUAGUGGAUGUCGGUGGACAGAGGUCAGAAAGAAAAAAGUGGAUUCAUUGUUUCCAAGAUGUAACUGCAAUCAUAUUUGUUGUUGCAUUAAGUGAAUACGAUCUUGGUCUGGCUGAAGAUCAAACAACUAAUCGAAUGAUUGAAUCCAUGAAUUUAUUUGAUUCCAUAUGUAAUAAUAGUUGGUUUGUUGAAACCAGUAUGCUGUUAUUUUUGAAUAAACGUGAUUUGUUUGAACAGAAAAUUUAUUAUUCACCACUGACAAUCUGUUUUCCAGAAUACAUAGGUGAAAAUAAUUAUCAAGAAGCUGGAUUAUAUAUUCAGACAAAAUUUGAAGCACUUAAUAGACAGACAACAAAAGAAAUUUAUACACAUUUUACAUGUGCUACAGAUACUACUAAUAUACAAUUUGUUUUCGAUGCUGUAACCGAUGUUAUCAUAAGACGUAAUCUUAAACUAGAUGGACUUUUAUAAAACUUAUACGUAUACAAAUAAAUAUUAAUAUUUUUUGUUAACUUUUGAAAAAUUUUAUCAUUUGGACAUUGUGUGAGUUAUUGGUAUGUAUUAUAUGAAAAUUAGCUUCAUCACGUAAAUUAUGACUUUUGUAGUGACAAUAUUUGGGAUAUAAAUGUCUGUGAUAUAAGAUGAUAUAUUCUUUUCCCGUUACUGUGAAACUUUUCUUUAUACUUUUACAUGCUUUUUUUAAGAUAUACUGUUCAGAUCAUUUUAUUAUGAAUAAAUCUUUUAAAAAAUUUUAUCUUUAUUAUUGAACAAGUUUGGAAUUGUUGUUUUUAUGCGUUAUUUUAUUGUAAAUUUUAAAAUAUAUGUGUAUAUUUUCAACUAUUUUAUUUCAAAUAACUAUUGAAAAAAAGAAACUUUCAAAUUUUAUUUUUCUUCGAAUAUUUGUAAUUCCUUAUAUUUCAUUAGUUUUCUGUUAUAAAUGUAAAUGAAACUGUAUCAUUUAAAGAAAUACUUGCUAAGAUAUAUAAAAUGUAAAAAAAGCAGAAAACCUGAAAACUAAUCACAAUUCUUAUAAAUUCAAUGGGAAUUCGCCCACACGAAUAUUUAUUCAAUGAUUUGUGGUUUUAAAACAUUAUAUGACUUCAGUAAACCACAAAAUGUAUUGUUGAAUGAACUUGUUUUUCU
Schistosoma turkestanicum is the source of this 1778-nucleotide messenger RNA. Lineage: Eukaryota; Metazoa; Platyhelminthes; Trematoda; Strigeidida; Schistosomatidae. The record is from the annotation of a GenBank genome assembly.